UAGCUGCCAUUAGUUACAUUACAUUACAUUAACCAUACAUACACAAGAAUUGGGGCAGGAUAAUGGGCACAGCAGCUUGCGUGUUCAGUAUUAAGAGUAUAUGAAUGAUAUGCCUAAUGUAUAGGACGUUUGUUCUUAUUGCACCUGGCUGUUUAAAAGUACGAGUAUUAAAUGAAGUGGUGUUGAUUCGAAGGUACGGCGCUCAGCUCAGACAGCAGAGCCAGAAAUAAACAAAUAACACGAGCACGGCAACACACAGAGCCCGCGGAGAGAGAUUACAUUGUUAGCCAGGCCUCGACGCCCGCAACUGCACCCGGCUACCUACACAGACACACACGCAGGCCAGUGCAACCGCACGGAUUUUCAGGUUCACCAAAUGGCGCCGCACCAUUCCGCUGUUUGUUGUCUUCCCCCCCCAGCUUAAAUUAAAACGGGAUAUGUGAAGAAACCCGCUUAUCUUGACCCAAUGGAGGAAUCCGAAGUUGAAACGGUUCAGAUUAAAGAGGAAGUCCUUGAUCCUGAGUAUACAGAAUCGCCAUCCAUUGAGGAUGAGGACGGGUCCCCGUGCCAGGGCUGCAGCCAGGAAUUAGAGGACCUUUCUGAACCAGAGUCAGCCUGUAUUGAGGAUGAUUUGGAAAACCCUCACGCCGUGUUAGAAAGACACAUGUCUGCGAACACCAGCAGCACAGUAAAUCUGGACCAGGAAUCUGGUCAAUACCCCCACUGUGGCACCUCCUGCAGGGGACAGCAGGCACUUGAAAAGCACAUGAUGCUGAAACACCAAUGCGACUCACUGAAACAAGAGAGAACAGACAAAACUAGAAACCCCCUAAUACAAUGCAAAGUAGAUGUGGCAUUGCCCAUUGUGAGCACCACGCUCCUGCCUUCUGUCUGCGUUGUCCAAUCCCAAUCAAUGGAGAACUUCCAGGCUUUCCAUCACUGUCCGGAUUGCCGCAAGAGCUUCAUCUGCCUAGACAGCUUCGAAGAACACCAGAGGAUGCUGCGCGAGCACAGUCAGAGCUUUAGUGAGAUCACCGAAACGGGAGAGACCAGGUAUCACUGUAUUAAAUGUACCCAGAGUUUCAAACACAAAGGAGCUCUUAAAGUCCACCAUCGCAUUCAUACAGGCACCACCUCGUACGCCUGCACUCCAUGUGGGAAGCGUUUCAGUCAGUUUGGGUCCUUAAAACUGCAUCUGAAAAGUCAUGAAAGGGCAGCCCCCUAUCACUGUACAGGGUGUGGAAAGAGUUUCAGACAGUCACGGACUCUUAAGAAACAUCAGGAGAUUCAUGCAGUUGAGGCUUGCUACCACUGUUCGGAGUGUGGGAAGAGUUUCAGGGAUCUGAAGAGCCUCCACGACCAUGAACGUGUCCACGCAGGAGGCACCCUCUAUAUCUGUACUGACUGUGGCAAGAGUUUCAGGCAGUCUGGGAACCUGCAGAGGCACCAGCGAAUCCACACGGGCGAGACACCGUAUCACUGCACUGAGUGCGAGAAGAGCUUCAGUCAGCUGGGCUCCCUCAAGCUGCACCAGCGAAGUCACACUGGAGAGACCCCUUAUUGGUGCAGCUUCUGUGAGAAGAGCUUUAGUCAGCUGGAGAAUCUGAAAAGGCACCAACGCACCCACACAGGCGAGACCCCGUACCACUGCACGGAGUGUGGCAAGAGCUUCAGCCAGCUGGGCAACCUCAAAGCGCAUCUGAGGAUCCACACAGGAGAGACUCCGUUCCGAUGCCCCGAGUGUGGCAAGAGCUUCAAGAACAAGGGGAACCUCAAGGCACACCAGCGCAUUCACACGGGAGAGACCCCCUUUCACUGCUCUGAGUGUGGCAAGAAUUUUGGAUGGUUAGCUGCCUUGAAAACCCAUCAGAGAACCCACACUGGAGAGAGGCCAUAUCACUGUGCUGCCUGCGGAGAGAGCUUCACAUACUCCUACAAGCUGAAGACGCACUCUUGCCAGGUUUGAAAGAGAGUGGACCUGAUGAGCACCUAAAUCUUGUUCUUUUAAGAUCACAUGGAAACUUGCACUAGUCCUGCACCCAGUCCUGGGUUGAAAAACCUUGCUUGUUUUUGGUAUGUUAUUAAAAUGACCAGAUGACCAGUUUAAACAAUCAUAUCCCUGAACCAAUCACACUCAUAGGAGUUCUUCAAGCAGCUGUAGUUUAAUAUAUAAUUACAAUUAAUUUAGCAUCUAAUACCUGCUCAUUUAAAUAUACUUAUGUCAAGGUAGUUCUGAAACCCUUGGUGUAGGAUUAGUGCAAGUUGUAAGCACUGUCACAAUGUUCACAUGUUACAUAUUUUAAUAAAUGAGGUGAAUAUAUCUUUAAAUAUCUCAACAAGUCCAAACAGACCAUCACUGUCAGUGUAUGAAGUCUGUUUCUCAAAUGUUGCCUUCAGAGUGUUAAAAGUAAAACAAAUGUAGCAGUGGAACAGUUUAUUUUUACUAUACAAAAAAUCAGGUUGAAUCCCAGAAUACAGCUUUGUACCAAGAAGGCAAUAUCUAAAAUAUCUCAUCUGGAACCCAAGUAUGCCAAGUAGUAUGAUAGUUGGAAGUCUGUGCCAACCAAGGCCACUGGCACAUUUAGCAUGAAAAUGAAAAACCUUUCUAUGCUUUGCAUAAAAAAAAAACCUCCCAGGAAAAAAACAAAACAGUGAAUAAAACCGCAUGCCCAAUGGUACUCGAGGCACAGUGGUGCUCGAGGCCAGGCAGUGGCAUAGUAGGAACUUAGGUUGACCAUUGUUUCAUUUUUUUUUUUUUUUUAAUUGGGUUUGGAGGA
Molecule: messenger RNA, 2777 nt
Organism: Acipenser ruthenus (sterlet)
Lineage: Eukaryota; Metazoa; Chordata; Actinopteri; Acipenseriformes; Acipenseridae
Product: zinc finger protein 501-like
Exons: 4
Coding region: 467-1966 (499 amino acids)
Biological process (GO): regulation of transcription by RNA polymerase II
Molecular function (GO): RNA polymerase II cis-regulatory region sequence-specific DNA binding; DNA-binding transcription factor activity
Source: RefSeq, a predicted model, not a curated record